ACAUUCACAUGUGGAUACCAGCACAAGGACAACAGCAACCGAGUGAGGAACUCUGCCCUCAGUGCUCCCACAAACCUGAGGGUCACAGGUGCUGCUGUGAUGGCCCAGGACAUCUGCAGCUCCCCAGGGCAUGGUGACCUCCCAGCUCCUGCCUUUGACAUGACCCCCACUGCUGCAAAGGAAGGAGAACAGGUCAUAUUGCAGUGCCAAAUUUCUUGGAAAUCUCCUGUCACCAGAAUCAUCUUCUGCAAGGAUGGGGUGCAGGUGCACAGCCUGAAAGCCCAACAAGGGAAGGGGAACUAUGUCACCUUUUUCCCUAUGACAAGGGAGAGCGCAGGGACAUUCACAUGUGGAUACCAGCACAAGGACAACAGCAACCGAGUGAGGAACUCUGCCCUCAGUGCUCCCACAAACCUGAGGGUCACAGGCAGCGGGUCCAGCUCCCAGGCAGGGACAUCCACUGCUGCUUCUGUGCCCCCAGCUACCAAUCCCCAGAAACUCCACACCAUCAUAGGAAUCAUAAUUGGAGUGGUGACCCUCUCCCUCCUCCUCCUCCUCCUCCUGAUUGCAGCCUGUGCCAUGAGAAAAGGGGCCUGCAGAGAGAGAUGCCAAAGGUGAGCAGCAAUCCCUGGGGGCUGCGGGGCUGGGGCUGAUGGAGACGGGGGCAUCCCGGCCCCCUGGGGUGGUCCUUGUCCAGGGGCAGCAUGGUCUGUGCCCGUGGGGGGAUUCCCCCAUGGUGCAGGCAGGGAGGAGCAGGGCUUGCCUUGGCCUUGACUCCAGCCAUGGAUCUGAUGCAAGACAGAAUCAUCCAUGGCAAUGACUCCAAUGGGCUCAUCACAGUCUGAGUGCAGACCCCAAAUCCCUUUCUCCCAACUCUCUCCAGGCAGCAGCAAGUUCCCAGCCACGAAGUUGAAUCAACAAUUUAUGAUGAAGUAGAAAUGUGAUUUCCUCCUCUUCCCUCUGGGUGACCCAUGGACCCCUCUUUCUGUGGGAUCCCCUUCUUGUGUCCUGGCACCAGCAGAAUCCCCGAGCCUGUGAACCUGCCUCAAUUUCUUGUUUUGACUCUGCCAUAAUCAGUAGAUCAAUAAUAUAAUAUCAUUCACCAAUGUAAUGGUGAACAAUGAUAGCACCUGACCAGAGCUGCUACAGCAGCUUCCACCCGCUGGUGGCAAAUGGAGGGACUGUGUUUACAUCUCUGAGGGAAUACCUGAAAAGUGCAUUGUUUUUGUUGCCAGGUAAAGGCAAACUGGGUCCUGAUUUUCUGAAGCAAUGGGUUUUGA
Molecule: messenger RNA, 1280 nt
Organism: Corvus hawaiiensis (hawaiian crow)
Lineage: Eukaryota; Metazoa; Chordata; Aves; Passeriformes; Corvidae
Product: leukocyte immunoglobulin-like receptor subfamily B member 2
Exons: 6
Coding region: 100-618 (172 amino acids)
Source: RefSeq, a predicted model, not a curated record